Molecule: messenger RNA, 4064 nt
Organism: Daphnia pulex (common water flea)
Lineage: Eukaryota; Metazoa; Arthropoda; Branchiopoda; Diplostraca; Daphniidae
Exons: 10
Coding region: 2107-3612 (501 amino acids)
Source: RefSeq, a predicted model, not a curated record
CAGCACUCUAACUGUGCAAUUACCGACGCCUAUAGGUGCUACACUUGGUGCUACAUAGCGUGACUGUUUUCAUGUCGGAGAAGUUAAAUAAAAGCUAUCAGUUAUAGAGUGCUUAGUGUUUGUCGAAGAAGAUGCGCUUCCUUAGGUCUGACUCAAUAUUCCCGACCAUUAAGGCCGAGCGUGUGUGUGUUUGAUAGCCGACGAACAUUUUGCUGAAAGUGCUUUUUAACUUAACGCAACACUUUUCGGCCAUCACAGAUAUACUUUAACAGCUGUUGUAAAGCGAAGUUGUUUGUAUGGCUAUCGAUUGACAAGCCUUUUUGGCAAUUUGGGACUAUAUAGUUCUCGUCCGCUUUUAUUUGCCUUACAUUAAGCAUUUGGCCUAUAAUUUACUUGUAGGCAACCAAUAAUUCAGACAGAAUAUUGAGAACAAGUUUAUUUGAUUAUUCUUUCUGCAUGUUGAAAUAAUAGAUUUACUGUUCCAGGAUUAUGGACGAACAAAUGCGGAAAAGAAUUGUAAAGUAAAGGCAGCGGUGGAUAGAUCGUACCAUAAGUAUAGUACAAGACAUGUCCUCGACCCGUAUACGGCAUUUUAUUGCUACCGCAGUAGAUUUCGCUUUAUUUGUCAACAUCUGCUAAGGUCCGAAUUUGUUCCUGAUGCUGGCUGUCGGCUGUACGCUAGUAAAAUGGAGAUGUGUAUUACAACAGACGGCGACAUGGGUUGUUUUCUAUACCUGCUUCCAGGGUCGGAUUAGGUUUUCUCAAAAGGGACAAUGAACCACGAUGAACUGCUAACGCUUUAUUGCAACAACUGAAGAUGGGCCUUUUUGGGCAUGCCAUUUCUCUCCAAAGAGAAUAACAAGAACGUCUUCAUUGUCUUGAACAAUGCAGACUCUCCUUAUCUUCUGGUUCUGCGGCUGGCCAUCGGUGCAUACGUAUCGCUCUGAUAUAUACGAAACAAAGUUAAAGACAACAGUUUAGUACUUCAGGAUCUAGUAUAUAGCUGUAAGAAAUGAAGUGCAAAGGUUGCCAUUAGAAUUUCGCAAGGCAGCUUGAAUGACCGCGGCCAGACUUUUCCAUAGACAAACGGUUGAAUAAAAAUGGUUUUAUUACCUCUUUCUUAUAGGCUUGUACGAGUCGUUUCAGUACUAUGUACAAUUGAAAUAAAAAGAAAGAACACGUGCGUGUAGACGGCAAUGAACGCGGCACUUCUUUUUAUGUGAGGCUGAAUCUAGUGGUGCGUCUGAAUGGCUCUCGAGUCUAGACCGAUUUUUACCGCGUCCACUUACUAAUGUAUUGCGCAGGUUUAGCAUAUGUACUGUGUCACGUAUACACUCUCAGUCGUAAACUGGCGUUUUGGUCUCUUUCCAAUAAUGCAGCGCAGGCAGCCGAAUGCGUUAAGUGGAAUGCUGAUGUUGGCUUGGAAUGUAUGCAAGCAACGAUAUUUACAUUGAUCAGCUCACGGUCUUCUUAUUUUGUUACUAGAGUUGGUUCCUGAAAGUAGAAAGAAUACAAAGUAACUGCGUUUGUGGGAGCAUUUUAUUAUUCAGAUAGGAGAGCGAAGCUUUAUAUUGGUUUUUGCCGUGAUAACGGGAAUUUAGCUAAUGUCCCGGUAGUCUGGUUUACGGUAACUUAUUCCCUAUUCGUUUCCAACAGGGGUUCUGGAGGAUCUUAUUGUGGUGUUUUCGUUCUUUAAAAAGUAGUUAUCUGCGGGAUACGUGCAAAUUAUGUUUUGGCCUAUCGUGGUGGAGGCUUGUUGAGACGAACUAAUUUUAUUCUAAAAUAAUCCCCAUCCGUUCAGUGGCUGUCAAGCGCGCGAGCGAGAAAACCGCUUUUAUCGUUUUUGCGGUUUGGAUUGGAAGGGAAGGGGUUUGGUUUGUCAAAAACAGCUGGUAGAAGAAAAUUGUCGUCUGCAUUUGUUUUGUUAAAAAAUCAUAGUGAAAUGGAUUCAUUCGAAAUUCAGCUGAAGGUCAAAGUCCAACCUCCGGAGUGUAAGCUACAUAAGACGGAACAAUCCGGGAGAUCUUCCACAAUGGUUCACGACAAGUUCAGCAUCUAAGACAUUGAAAAAACUAUUCCCAACAGCCUGCGCGGUCAACAGCGAAGAUGUUGAAAUUUUUUCUAACCCUUCUUUCCAUCUUUUUAAUACUUUGCAGCGCAUGUGAUAACAACAACGAUGAGCAACCACCAGCAAUUGCGAGAGAGGAUUCAGAGGACUACUUCGACAAAUCCCACGAAAUACUUCUUGACACUUGGAAUUAUGGUAAACCUCUUUACUAUGAACCAAGCGCACUUCUUUCAGUGUAUGACAGCUUGAAUCGCCAUCCAGAGGGAAGAACUCUUUCCAACACGCACCAACCCUUUAUUAACCCAUUUACAAAUUAUUUCCUUAGCAGGAGAAACUAUCAAGUGAAAAACCAGCAUGUUGAAAGCCGAUUCGUCCUCGGUAAUUUGAUGAACACAGCUUUCUUCAACAAUAGAUUUAGUCCCGCCAACACGUUCAGACCCUUUGGCCGCUUUUCCGUUCGUCAGCCUUUGCUCGAUUCCUGUUUAACGUCUAGCGGCGACUCCGGAAUCUGUGCACCAGGUUCCGUUUGCUCACUAUUUGGUGGCCGACCAAGUGGUUCCUGUUCUCUAGGGAAAACCUGUUGUAUCAAUGCAAUCAAUACAUGUGGAGCCACAGUCACCCUUAACAAUACAUAUUGGCAGUCACCAUCCGUGGCAGUUAAUGCACCUACAAUUUGUGCACUGAAUAUCAAACUGGACAAUAAUUUUGUGGAACAGUUAGGGAAACCCAUUUGCCAAAUCCGAUUGGAUUUUGUUUCGUUCACCAUCGCACAGCCGACAGCCGGAACUUGCACCGAUACUUUUCAAGUUGGUGGGGCAACUACCGUGGCUCCCAUUAUCUGCGGUGACAACAGCGGGCAGCACAUGUACCUUGAUGUCCCAUCGUCAGACGUUACAUCCACCGAUGUUCAGCUGAUGUUUAAUUUUGCCACUGGAACCGCUACUCCAAGUUCCCGUUCAUGGAAUAUAAAAAUUGCUCUACUACCCUGUGGCGCGGACUAUCUCGCACCAGUUGACUGUCUCCAGUACUUCACGGCUCCCACAGGAAGAGUCAGCUCGUUUAAUUGGAGAGAUGUCCCAGUUAGUGCUAUUCGCCAACUCAACAAUCAGAAUUACAAUAUCUGUUUCAGGACUGAACUAAUCGACCGCCAGACUGGAACUCAGAUGUGUUUUUCAGUUUGCGCGACGACCAACGCUGGCGCCGGCUAUUCAAUAACCACAAACGAGGCCAUUCCCGGUAAUUCCCUUUUAGGAGUUGGGAACAAUGCUCAGGGUUAUUGCACUUACGACUAUCUUGGAAUUGGUUCUGCAACUGAUUUGGCAACUGGUCUUAUGGGAGACCGUUUUUGCGGAGAAAAACUUAACACGGCACGAGCACCUGGUUUUAAUUCCAGCAUUCAAUUGUGUACCAAGAGUAAACCAUUUAAGGUUAAUUUUGUAACCGAUGGGACCGAAGCAGCAGUUGUUGCUCCGGCCUUGGUGAUGGUGCCGACCGACACCAAUAACGUUGGAUUCUGCCUUGAUUAUCAAGAGAGAGCCAAUUAAGCAGAGAAGACUCAAGGACUGAUUUGAUGGAACGCGUUCCUCCAAGCGUAUUUACUUCCAAAAUGUUUUUAUGUAACCGUCCAUCAGCCGUUGUUAGAAUUAUUUGUGACGCCAUGCUAUAGGUCUCUUGAUUCUGCAGAGAGCAUUCUUUUUGAGACUAUUGGCUUUUUUCUACCGCGCUGUUCAUUAUCCAAUUUAAAAUUCCACACUUUUUCAUGUUACUAAUUUACUCGUUUUGUUGUAAUCAUGAUAACUUGGAGGAUAACUCGAAGUGGGUAGCUUCGAAAAAUUGCUCAAAAUCAAAUUACCUUGACAAUUAGAAAAUCAGUCAUAUCAUAGUAUGUGUUUUCGAAUAAUGAGCUACACCCGAAUGCAAAUUAAUUCACCGGGAAGUACAUGUCUAAAUUCGUCUAAAUUACGUUCAUGUUUUAAAUACAUAAGCUAUAUGUAAA